CGGCUUCCUGUUUCGCUUUAAUUUUAACUCUGCAGGUCUUUGCUGGGAUAUUGUUUUGAUUUCUUGUCUCCUCCCCCUCUUCCCCCCCCCCCUCCAAGGGCUUGAUGGAAAUUGAGGCGCAUGGCUGGAAAAUUCAGGUAAUCCAGCAGGUGGGAGAAGCGGUGGCUCCUCCCAACCUGCUUUUUCGUGACGUCAUUUGGACGAAGACCCUGGUAUUAGCCUUACGCUCACGAAUCAUCUACCGGUAUGUCCCAAAAUCAGAAGGAGUUGGUAGGCCUGAGUCGGCUUGAAUACUUGCAGGCCUUAGUCACUGAAUUCCAAGUGACAGAUAGUUCAGAUGCCAAAGAGCAAGUUUUGGCUAAUCUGGCCAAUUUUGCUUAUAACCCCCAAAAUUAUGAAUAUCUGCGGCAGCUCAAGGUCUUGGAUCUGUUUCUAGACAUGCUCACUGAGGACAACGACAGUCUUGUGGAAUUUGCACUUGGAGGACUGUGUAAUCUCUGCCUGGACAAAAUCAACAAAGACUAUAUACUAGAGGCUGGUGGAGUGUCAGCUGUUGUCAGCUGUCUGGCCAGUGCCAAUGAAGAGACAGUCCUGUCUGCAGUUACAACUCUGAUGUACUUGUCCACACCCCAGUCCCGCCAAGAGAUCACCACCCUCCCUGUGAUCGAGUGCAUGCUGCGCUUCUCCCUCUCAAACAACAAAAGGCUGAAAAACUUGGCCACUAUUUUCCUUGAGGAUUAUUGCAGCCCCCUUCAGGUGGAGCAGGCCAGGAGCCUAACCAGGCACACAGCAGUCGGGAUUCCACUGCCAAGGAUGAAUGCAGCCCAGGAGGCAGCCAACAAGAUCCUCCCUGAAUUAGGAGCAGGAUUCUUUCCUGACACACAUCCCAAAGGAAAAGCGAAAGAAUUCGCGGCAGUAUAAAGGCAAAUGAUGCAGUUCCUGGCAGAAAUGAAGAUAUGGGAAAACACCUAAGAACCAGCGUUAUGUCUCCCUGGUGACAUAAAAGCAAGAAAUAAUAAAAAGCAAAGCCACCCUUAACUCUUGGAUAGUUUUGA
This is a messenger RNA of Pantherophis guttatus, 1055 nucleotides long. NCBI's taxonomy places the organism in Eukaryota, Metazoa, Chordata, Lepidosauria, Squamata, Colubridae. The record is from RefSeq and is a predicted model, not a curated record.